GAAAAGGACAAUGAUUCUCUAUAAGUUGUACUGUAUGCAGUGCCUGCCAAGCAAUUCAAUUCCCACAUAAUACUACACUUGAAAAGCAAAACAAAAAACACAUGGCCACUUCCAGCUUUUACCUUCCCCUCAUCAUUGCUACAUGGUUUCUUCUUCUGCCAUUCUCGCCGGAAGUUGUUCACGGCACCGACAACAAAAAGUGCUACAUUGUAUACUUGGGAGCACAUUCUCAUGGUCCCAGUCCUACAUCUGUUGACCUUGAUGCCGCUACAAAUUCUCACUUCGAUUUAUUAGCUUCAGUCUUGGGAAGCCAUGAGAAAGCAAAAGAGGCCAUUAUAUACUCGUAUAAUAAACACAUAAAUGGCUUUGCUGCCCUGCUUGAAGAGGAAGAAGCAGCACAUAUUGCAAAAAAACCAAAUGUGGUGUCUGUAUUCUUGACAAAAAAGCACAACUUGCACACAACUCGAUCGUGGGAAUUUCUUGGACUAAACAGAAAUGAUGACAACUUGGCAUGGAGGAAGGGAAGAUUUGGUGAAAAUACAAUCAUUGCUAACAUUGACACAGGAGUUUGGCCAGAAUUGUGGAGUUUCAGUGACAGGGGAUAUGGCCCCGUCCCAUCAAAAUGGCGCGGGGGUAACGUUUGCCAAAUACCCGAUAACAAGGGAAACCCUUGUAACAGGAAGUUAAUAGGAGCAAGAUUUUACAACACUGCCUUCGAGGUCUACAACGGCAAGUUAAACCCAUUGCUACACACAGCGCGCGACUAUGUGGGUCAUGGGACCCACACUCUAUCAACGGCUGCCGGCAAUUUCGUGCCAGGUGCCAACGUAUUUGGAGUUGGCAAUGGAACCGCCAAAGGUGGCUCCCCAAGAGCCAGAGUUGCAUCCUACAAGGUUUGUUGGUCGCUAACUGACUCAGCCAGUUGCUAUGGCGCCGAUGUGCUCGCCGCGAUAGACCAGGCCAUAAGCGACGGUGUUGACAUCAUCUCACUCUCCGCUGGUGGCCAGUACUUAGUCCACCCCGAAGAUAUCUUCACUGAUGAAGUCUCCAUUGGUGCCUUCCAUGCAGUUUCUAGAAAUGUUCUGUUCGUUGCGUCUGCAGGGAAUGAUGGACCCACACCAGGAAGCGUUUUUAACGUGGCUCCUUGGGUAUUCACAAUUGCUGCUAGCACCAUUGAUAGGGACUUUACUAGUACCAUCACUCUUGCUAACGGUCAACAAAUCAAGGGUGCGAGUCUUUUCGUAAACUUGCCACAAAACCAGGCUUUUCCUCUGAUUGAUUCUACUGCUGGUAAAUUUGCUAAUACGUCAAACCGAGAUGCUCAAUUUUGUAGGCCAGGAACACUUGACCCAGCGAAAAUAACGGGGAAGAUAGUGUCAUGCUUCAGAGAAGGUAAAAUAAAAUCGGUUGCAGAGGGCCAAGAAGCGAAGAAUGCAGGUGCAAAAGGAAUGUUCUUGCGCAAUCAACAGCAAAAUGGGAAUACUCUUCUUGCCGAGCCUCAUGUUUUGUCAACAGUUGGCGAUCAUGCUGCACAUCCAAACGGCACUCCCUCUUCUGCACCAACUACAAAUCCUACUUACUUUACAACUGCCACGGCUCCUGCAUCGAGCUCGUCUGAUGAGACACUGACGUUCUCAUCAGCGACGACAGUUUAUGGAAUAAAGCCAGCUCCAGUUAUGGCUUCCUUCUCCUCCAGGGGACCCAAUAAGAUUCAACCAUCAAUACUCAAGCCGGAUGUGACUGCGCCUGGAGUGAACAUACUUGCAUCAUAUUCAUUAUUCGCAAGUGCAUCAGACCUUCUAUCUGAUAAUCGUCGUGGGUUUAAGUUUAAUGUGCUUCAAGGAACUUCAAUGUCUUGUCCUCAUGCCGCUGGUAUAGCUGGACUUCUCCGAACCCUUCAUCCUACUUGGAGUCCAGCAGCUAUCAAAUCUGCCAUCAUGACUACUGCAACUACACAGGACAACACAAACAAGCCAAUUCAAGAUGCAUUUAAGAACAAGCUAGCGACUCCCUUUGAUUAUGGAUCAGGGCAUGUUCAACCCAAUCUUGCAAUAGAGCCGGGACUUGUUUAUGAUCUGCACCUUAACGAUUAUUUGAACUUCUUAUGUGCUUCUGGAUACAAUCAACAAGCCAUUUCAGCUCUUAAUUUCAACAGGACUUUCACUUGCAAAGGAACUCACAGCAUUAAUGACUUAAACUACCCUUCAAUCACGUUGCCAAAUCUUAAGUUGAGUCCGAUAACAGUUACUCGUACACUCACCAAUGUUGGUCCCCCAGGCACAUAUCAUGCAACUGCCAAAUUAGAUGGAUGCAAAAUUACUAUUGUGCCCAACUCAUUAACUUUCACAAAGAUAUAUGAGAAGAAAACAUUUCGAAUUACUAUACAAGCUUCAAGUGUGAUAAAGCUUUAUAAGUAUCAAUUUGGAGAAUUGUUGUGGACAGAUGGAAAACACAGAGUUAGGAGUCCCAUUACAGUCCAACGCCGAAGGUGAUGACAAGUCUUCUCAAUUUGGGUCUUAGAAUAUGUGAAAUAAUGUCUUCUUUUUGUAAUAAUUAUUGGUACAUGCGAGCUUGAUAUCUGAUUAUCUGUAUGUCAUGUAUUUAUUUUUCCGCUUAAAGAAUUGUGUGUUGGUCUAUGCAGUGAAAAUUGUUGUACGUACUAUUGUCUAAUUAUUAAUCUAAAAGCUUAGAUUAAGUUUCA
Arachis stenosperma is the source of this 2701-nucleotide messenger RNA. RefSeq names its product subtilisin-like protease Glyma18g48580. The record is from RefSeq and is a predicted model, not a curated record. Bases 102 to 2492 code for a protein of 796 amino acids. NCBI's taxonomy places the organism in Eukaryota, Viridiplantae, Streptophyta, Magnoliopsida, Fabales, Fabaceae. Gene Ontology annotation, molecular function: serine-type endopeptidase activity. Gene Ontology annotation, biological process: proteolysis. The transcript has 11 exons.